Molecule: messenger RNA, 291 nt
Organism: Penicillium macrosclerotiorum
Lineage: Eukaryota; Fungi; Ascomycota; Eurotiomycetes; Eurotiales; Aspergillaceae
Product: Multistep phosphorelay regulator 1
Exons: 2
Coding region: 1-291 (96 amino acids)
Biological process (GO): phosphorelay signal transduction system
Source: RefSeq, a predicted model, not a curated record
AUGACCUCCACAAAAGAGAGUCUAACCCCCUCCACCCGCAGUGAUAAAAAGGAUCUGAAGGAUCUUUCUCACCUAGAACACUUCCCGAAGGGCUCAUCAGCAACCCCGGGCCUCGACCACGGCCGGGAUGGAUGCAAAAAGAUUCGGCACUUCGGCAACGGCCCGGAUGAGAACGGUAGUGGCAAGUUGUCCGAGGAGACUUGUCUCAUGAACAUUGCCAAGACCCUCAAGGACGUGAAGGUGGAGUAUGCCAAAUUCGAGACGUUCCUGCGGCGGUACUACAGCGAAUGA